Botrytis porri is the source of this 1602-nucleotide messenger RNA. RefSeq lists its product as uncharacterized. The transcript has a single exon. NCBI's taxonomy places the organism in Eukaryota, Fungi, Ascomycota, Leotiomycetes, Helotiales, Sclerotiniaceae. The record is from RefSeq and is a predicted model, not a curated record. Bases 1 to 1602 code for a protein of 533 amino acids.
AUGUGCGUGACACACAUCUAUACCGAUUGCUACCCUAAGCGAAUAGUCGAGUUUCAUCAGACAAUAGUCUGUCCUAAUGCAAAAGAUGGAAUCUCUUGUCCUGCGGACAUCAUCAACAAACAUCCUCCUCGUACUCUCGAAUCCAAUGAUGACCUUUCUAGCAAAGGAUACCUCGACCAAGGACUCAAAGUACCUUCCACCCCCAAGCCUUCACCUCACAAAUCUACAACAACAAGUACAUAUCGUUACUCUCCAGGUGACAAGAAAGAAAAAUCUCCAGGUCGAGAACCUCAACUGCGUCUUGUGAGAAGAAAGAGUGCUUUGGUCUCAGCUCUCACACGUCGCAAACAUCCUAAAGAACGCAUCGUUAUUGUCGAUGCACCAGAUAGUCCAGAAGGUUCCAAGACUCUUUCCAAAUAUGCUCCUGAUUCACCCGCCACGGAAGAAUUUUACUCAAAGAAUCUGUCAGUCGAUGAUCGUCCAACUCCAAGACGUAGUCCUAAUGGCAGUCUCAAUCCUGUUCGUACGGUCAUUGUAGAACAUCAUCGAGAUCAGAGGGAUUAUAGCAAGGAAAGAGAGAGACCUUUGACAGAAUUUCCAAUCAUUUUAGCUCCUGAACCUCCCUCGCGUUCACCUAGUCGUGAGAAGGCAUUGGUAGAUAUGCGUAUUCGUCGUGAGGAAGAAGAGAGAGAAAUAGAGAGACAAAGAGAAUUUGAGAGAGAGCGACUGAAGAGUUUUGAGUUAGUUCAUGAAGCAAGGAGGGAAAAAGAGAGGGAAAAAGAAGAAUUUGAGAGGGAGAGAAUAAGAAUGGAGAAGAAGGAGAAGAUGGAGGGUGAGAGGAGAAGGGAGGUCGAGUAUCAGGAAUUUUUGAGGAUUCGAGAACUAGAGCGAGAAAGAGAAAAAGAAAGAGAAAGAAACAACGAUAUUGAACGACAGAGAGUUAGAGAUAGGGAAGAAGAACUUCUUCGAGAAAGAGAAAGAGCUCGAUCUUCCGAUCGCAAAAGGGAGGAGGAGUCAGCGAGAGAUAGGGAAAGAAGGAGAAGAGAAGAUGAGCUUCGUAGAGCAGAUGAGCAUGAGCAAAAGAGAAGAGAAGAUCAACAUAGGCGCGAGAGAGAAAGAGAGAAGGCAUUGGAUGAUAAGGAGAGGGAAGAAAGAAUGAGGAAGGCCGCAAAUUCGGAAAGAAAAGCAGCGGAUGAUGCUAGGAGGUUGGCGGAACAGGUUAAGGCAUUUGCGAAGGAAGAUGAAGAAAUCAGGAGAAGACCCUCUGUGCCUGGUAGGGGAAAGGAGGUGGAGAGGGGAAUCGAUAGGAGAGAUGAUGAAGUGAGAUGGAAAAAGGAGGAUGAUGAUAUGUAUGCUAGGUUGAGGGAGAGGCAGGCAAGGGAUGAUGGACAUGCAUCGGGGUUAGGGAGGGGAGCAAGUUUUUUGGCGAGGGACGAGGGUGAUAGAGAGGUUUUGGAUAGGUUGAAGGAAAGACAGAAGGGACCUGAGGAGGGGUAUAUGCCGAAGAGAAGGACUACUAUUGGUGGUGGAAGUGGGAGGAGGAGAGGAGAUGAAAGAAUCAUUUGGGAUGAUGGAGAAGGAGGGAGGGGAGGGAGAUGGUGA